Molecule: messenger RNA, 408 nt
Organism: Sparassis crispa
Lineage: Eukaryota; Fungi; Basidiomycota; Agaricomycetes; Polyporales; Sparassidaceae
Exons: 5
Coding region: 1-408 (135 amino acids)
Source: RefSeq, a predicted model, not a curated record
AUGGACUAUCGUGACCUUAUCAUGCACAACCUCUCCACCGAAUUCAGCGACAACAUCUCGGAGGCGGUGCGCAUCGUGCCGAUGCGGCUGCGUGUAGCGUCGCGCUCGCCGUGCUUGGUGCCCGGGUACGCAGACCGCCCGACGCUGCACGUCGAGGGCGAGACCUCCGGGUCCUCGCCGAGCGGGCAUGUGCGCCGCUUGCACGGCACGGUCGGCGUCGUCGCGGAUGGGAGCGUGCGGUGGUGCCUAUACUCCACGGUGGACGGCGGCGACGCGGACGAGUGGGUGACCGAGGGUCUCCAGGUAGGCGGACUCAACUCAGCCAUGGGCGUCCUGGGUAUGUGGACGGGCGCGCAGCACGAGCGCAUGGACCCGCUAGGGCCAUUUUGGGCUUGGAAGGUUGGCUAG